AUGUCGGCAAUGGACGAAGAAGCUACUCAGCCCGCUACCCAGCCUCUUCCUGUCCACAAUGGAGUCGCGCCCUCAACCGUUCAUGGCAAUUACCUCGCGGGUGUCCUCUGCCUACUUCAUCCGAGCUCACCCGCCGCCUACUCCAUUGUCGAAAAGACAGCCAAGGUAGACCCAACUGUCGUCCUACGCAUCCCAGCUGCCCAGGUUGGCCGUCAAUCGGCGACGCCCGAACCUGGCCAACACGAGGAGGAUGAGGAGGGUGAGGAAGAGGAGCAAACCCAGCUUGCUCCCAAUCAGCAGGGCGAACCUGAGGUCUCCGGGUUAGACAUCGCCCUUCGACUUUCCCCAGGCCCCAAGGAUCCGGAACUCGGUUUUGUUUUUGGGAGAAAUCCGGCCCGUUGUGACGUUGUCUUUUCAGAAUCAAACAAAAGUCGACGGAUCUCUAAUCUACACUUUCGGAUAUAUCAGAAUGCCCAGGGCGUGUUGAUGUUACAUGACUCCUCGACUAAUGGGACUUGGGUCGAUAAUGUCAAGCUCGGUGGCGUUGGAGUGGAUGGCGGAAAGAGCACAGACAACCAGCGUGCUCUGUUUGCAGGAAGUGUGAUUCACCUUGCUCCUGGCCCAAGACUCUUGAGGUUCAUCGUUCGGAUUCCGACCCAAGAUGGUACUAGACUCACGUCAGAAAGAGUUCCGAGCCCUGCCGGGGGCGAGUCCAGCGUCGCGAAUGUUGGCAUCGAUCCAGGGCCGUCGCCCCCUUUCCCUCCUCCUAAACUUCUUCCAAAGGCAACCCGAUCACCUAUUCGCCCUCUCGCUGCGGAUUUGCGAGAUCCCUUUAAAGCUCAGGGGAAGGGCCGCCACACAGCGAAGGCCGUGAAGUACAACGAAUAUGAAGGAUGGGAUGGCGGAGAACGGUAUAAGUUUGAAGGCAUUAUCGGAAAAGGCGCCUUUGCUACUGUUAGGAGAGCCAUCGAUAGACGGACAGGUGAUGCCUAUGCUGUAAAAUCUAUCCAGAAACGAGCAUUUGCCCAGAGCAGUGAUAGACAACUUGGGGUGCGAAAGGAAGUUGAGAUUCUCGAAAAACUGAAUCAUGUGAGUACCUUAUGUAUUGACGGCGAUGGAGAACAACUUUUAAUUCUUCGUGCUAGCCCAAUAUUGUUUCGUACAUUGAUUGCCAUGAAGAUCGCUCCCAUAUUUACAUCUUCAUGGAGCUCAUAAAGGGGGGUGACUUGAACGAAUAUCUUGGGAGACACGGGGCGCUCCCUGAGCCUAUGGUUCAGGAGGUUUCACGCCAGGUCUUGCGUGGAAUCGAGUACGUCCAUAGCAUGGGGAUCUCCCAUCGCGAUCUUAAACCGGACAACAUCCUUCUUGCCUGUGAUGACCCAAUUCAGGUCAAGAUAUCGGAUUUCGGACUUGCUAAAAUGGUCCAGAACGAAGACACAUUCCUCAAGACAUUCUGUGGCACAAUGUUGUUUCUUGCCCCCGAGGUUUUCCCGGGCUAUGCAAGUGCCCUCGUCGAAGGGGCCGGCAGUAUGAAGAGAAAGCGUAAUCCGAGGGAGGAAGCUGGCCGUGAAGAUGGUCGGGGAGCCAAGCAGAGGAGGAGAUAUAACCAAGCCGUCGAUAUGUGGAGUUUCGGUUGUGUAAUCUUCAUGUUGCUUACGGGGAGUGCUCCGUUCCAAGGCAAGAACCAGGAUGACAUGUUGAAGAUUAUUCUUUCCGGUAAAUUCAAUGUCUCUCCUCUCGAGAAGCGCCUGGGGGCCCGCUCUCAUCAAGCAAGGGACUUUAUAGGGCGACUUUUGCAAGUUGACCCAGGGAUGAGGAUGAUGGAGGUUGAGGCGUUGAGACACCCCUGGCUCGCGGACGGGAGCGAGGAGCAGUCGAGUAUGGAAGUCCAAGAAGAUGAUGUGGAUGAAGGGCCUGAUGGGGGAGAUGACGAGGAAGCCGACGCCAUCAGCAGCUUCGAAAAGGUUGAGAAGCAACAGGAGAAGUGGAUGAUGGUCCAAGGACCCGAUGCCAGACCCAAAUUUACGGCCGGCUCUGGCAGGCUUGGGCAGGAGGAGCUUAGUGAUAAUGAUGAGGAAGAUAGUGAUGGAGAGGAGAUCGAGACGCCUAAGUGUGAAGAGCUCCAGGACGUCCAGCUCCGCAAAGCUGUCACCGGCCUAAGUUUCAGGGGCGAAAUACACAUACCUGCUGUCAGGUUCGACAGCGGGAGUUCCGAGGGAUCCUUUGCAUCACUUGGAGACGCAGAGUCCAACCGUGGAUCGCGCAGGAUUUUUCAUCCCCCUCCAGACAUUUCUAUUCAAGGGAGCUCUGGCGUCUUUCCAGACCAUGGAUUCUCUGUCUUCUCGGAUGGCAAUGACAGUUCAGACCAUGGCCGACAGGUUGAGGAGGAAUUCGUCCCCUCCUCCCAGACGCACGAACCAUUCGAAUAUGACGAACUCCGCGUCACCAAACCAGGCAAAGGCGCUCGUUCUGGUUCCAUCAGUCGAAGCGUCAGCGGCGGUUCCCUUAGUGGUGCUGAAGCGUUAGUGGGAAAACUUAAGGUCCAUUCACCCUCCCCGAAGGAUACCCCUUCCCCUACCGACGGGGAAUUCCAGCAACAUCAAAAUCAAAUGACACCACCAGCAGCCAACGGGGUCAUGAGUGGCGAUAGCAAUGACAUGGACAAUAGUCCUACCCCGACCGCUGCCCGCCAGAUUACUCCAACUCCACAUCAACGCUCCCACCGCCCAAGCCCGCAACCUGACUCGUUCGAAUCCCAGGCGGCAGUAGAAUACUACACUCCUGCCUCCCUCUUCAGCUCCAACAUCCCCCCACCCCCCGCGACUCCCUCGGCCAUACCCGCGGACGAGAACCUGCCCCCCACCCAACCCACAAACUUUGAUCAUCACAACCGUCAAUUCGCCGUCCCAACGACCCCCUGGGGCCGCCUAGUCCCCAUGCCCGGCUCAAUCCCACGCUCAACCAUCUCCCUGAACAGACAUCAGAUCAGCAUUGGUCGCUCCGCAAACUGCACGCACACGGAAACGGACAUACGUAUAUCGAAAUACCACAUCGCCUUCCAGCUCUCGCCCCCGGACCGCGACGUGGACGAGGACAACUUCCAGCCAGCGAGCAACAUGAUCGCCUGGUACUACGUCAAGGGCACCAACGGCGUCAUCCUUAACGGGAAGAAGAAGCACAAGGGCCGGAUUGGAAGGAUCUACGAUGGCGACGUGGUCUACUUAUUUAAGGACUGCAAACCUGGCGGCGUGGUCGAGUACCUGGGUUUCAGGUGCGAAUUCAGCAUUGGGCAGCACGUCCGGCUCGUCGAAGAACAAAGCGAUUAUGAAGACGAGGGGUUUGGAAAUGCCCAUGGGACCGCAACGGGGAGUAUGGCUACUACUAUGGCGGUUGGAAUAUCGAAGGGGGAGAACGGGUCUAUUGAUGGGGUUGCUUGA
Tuber aestivum (summer truffle) is the source of this 3437-nucleotide messenger RNA. NCBI's taxonomy places the organism in Eukaryota, Fungi, Ascomycota, Pezizomycetes, Pezizales, Tuberaceae. The record is from the annotation of a GenBank genome assembly.